AUGAAAGUCUUAAUGUUCUAAGGCAAAAAGUUAAUGAAGAUGUCCGUUCCUGCUUGCAUAUCUCUGCUACUGAAGGACAGAGGACGACUAUACACGUGUGCGUGUGGAUGUUUCUUCUGCAUACGGGGUGCAGGCUCGCUGUGCAGUCUGAAGACUGGGGCGCUCAGAGAGUGUCUUAACAUGCCCCUUUCACGUUUUAUCCGCUGCGGCUGCCGUUCUGCCCAUUUCUCCUUCGUGGAUUUGGAUCUGAAUUCGUUUGGUCAAAAAUGAUUUCAAACAUCUGCUUUUCUUUUUUGCUCCCCUGUGCUGAUAUUCGUUUUUUAUACGAGACAGACAAACGAAAUGUUCCUCACUCCGCAAGAUCAUAGCGAACGCUGAUUGAAGACCGCGUCGGGAUAAAGAAAAAAAUCUCGUUAUACGAAAUAUUUGCCGGAUCCUUAAGGGCGACUAACCCGUUGGAGAAACUGUGUUGUUUGCGGGCAAGGGGGCCGGUUUAGGGCGAUUUCAACUCAACUGCACUUGUGAAAAACUACGGAAGUCUUAGCCCUGUUUGCGGCGAGGGCUACAAGAAGGAUGAGCAUCGCUCGGUUCGCAUUUUGUUUCCAAAAAAGAAGAGGAUGGAUGCCCCGGAGUAAAUCCGUGCUUGGAGAAUGUGAGAUCUCGAUAGGACGCAGUAGAUAAAACGCUUAUCAAGGAUGGAAAAACCACAAGAGCCUGAGUAUUGCUUCCGUUCACUUCUGGAUGACGGCCUGGUAGCUGUGCUUCAUUCACGUGGUUAAUCACAGAGAGGGGAAGUGAUGGAUUCAAACACUCAGCCGGUGCAUGAGCCACUCCUGGUGCAAGGAGGACUCCGCAACACCACCAAUCAAGCCUGCCAGUUAGGCAGCUGGAAGAGUGCAGAGAGAGGGGGUGUCUCCGUGAUUGGAUGUGCAGAACUAACAGAACAAGAGAGACACGUCUCUGCAAGUAAGGGAACCUAUGGCAGAAAUCCAGAAAUAUACCGGUUCCUGUGCGUGAGUGAAUUCACCAUGGACCAAGUGCUCCGUCACCUUCUCCUCCUGGGAACCACGGUGAUGAUGGUCCAUGCCUGCCCGAAGUACUGCGUCUGCCAGAACCUGUCCGAGUCAUUGGGCACGCUCUGCCCAUCCAAAGGGCUGCUGUUUGUGCCACCGGACCUGGACCGACAGACGGUGGAGUUGAGGCUGGGCGGGAACUACAUUGUCAAGGUGUCACGGCAGGACUUUGCCAACAUGACGGACCUGGUGGACCUGACGCUGUCACGCAACACUAUCAGCUCCAUCCAGCCGCUCUCCUUUGCCGACCUGGAGAACCUACGGGCGCUGCACCUGGACAACAACCGGCUGGCGGAGAUUGGGCCUGACGACCUGCGCGGCCUGCUCAACCUGCAGCACCUCAUCCUCAGCAACAACCAGCUGAGCCGUGUCUCUGAUCGUGCCCUCGAUGACCUCGUGCCCUCCCUGGAGGACCUGGACCUGUCGUACAACAACCUACACCGACUGCCAUGGUAUUCCAUACGACGGAUGGUCAACCUGCACCAGCUCAGCCUUGACCACAACCUCAUCGACUAUAUCCCCGAGGGCACCUUCGCUGACCUCGAGCGCCUUGCCCGCCUGGAUCUCACCUCUAACCGGCUGCAGAAGCUACCACCUGACCCCAUCUUUGCACGGGCCCAGGAGAGCGUGGCGCCGGUCACUCCAUAUGCGCCGCAGCUCUCUCUCAGCUUUGGCGGGAACCCCCUGCACUGCAACUGCGAGAUGCUUUGGCUGCGGCGCCUCGAGAGGGACGAUGACCUAGAGACCUGCGCUUCCCCUCCACGCCUCAAGGGGCGCUACUUUUGGUCCGUUGCUGAGGAGGAAUUCAUCUGUGAGCAGCCCCUCAUUACCCAGCACACUCACAAGCUGCUCGUGCUAGAAGGGCAGAGUGCCAGCCUUAAGUGUGUAGCUGCAGGGGACCCCACGCCUUCCGUCCACUGGGUGGCUCCUGAUGAGCGCCUGGUGGGUAAUUCCACCCGAGCUGUAGUCUAUGAGAAUGGCACUCUUGAAAUCCUUAUCACCACAACCAAGGACUCAGGUGCUUUUACAUGCAUUGCGGCCAACGUGGCUGGCGAGGCGACCGCUGUGGCGGAGCUGUCCGUUGUCCAGCUACCCCAUCUCAGCAAUGGCACCGACCGCGCCACACAGCCCAAAUCGCGCCUUUCUGACAUCACUAGCUCCAACAGGGCUGGCAAAAACGAUGGAAAAAGCCAACCCGAGAGGUCGGUGUCUGUGUCUGAAGUGACCGCUGUCUCUGCUCUAGUCAGUUGGUCCGUCAGUGGUGGUGCCCCGAGAGUCAAGAUGUACCAGCUACAAUACAACUGCUCUGACGAUGAAGUCCUAAUAUACAGGAUGAUCCCCGCGUCCAGUAAAGCCUUCCUGGUGACAAACCUGGUGUCCGGGACACGCUAUGACCUGUGUGUCCUGGCCGCCUGGGAGGACACGGCCACCACCCUCACUGCCACCAAUGUGGUGGGCUGCGUGCAGUUCUUCACGCGCGAUGACUACCCUCAGUGUCAGGCACUGCGCGGGCAGCUCCUGGGCGGCACCAUGAUCCUCGUGGUGGGUGGUGUUAUCGUGGCCACCCUGCUGGUCUUCAUCGUCAUCCUGAUGGUGCGCUACAAGGCAGGACCAGCUGAGGAGGUGACAGUCAAGCUGUCUGCCGUCAGCGAUACUUACUCGCAGACUAAUGGGAGUCGCAUGGUGCAGAAUGGAGCGCCACCCACUCCACCCAAGCCCAAGGUGACACUGCGGGAGGAGGUGGUGACGUUCAGGUGUAGCACCCUGCAAGGAAACCUCACAGUCUCUUCUUCCUCUACCUCCUCGUCCUCCUCCUCACUGGGGGGCCGAAAUGGAGAUGGUCACAACCAGGGCACCUCGCUCGGAAGGAGGUGGAAGCCAGUCCACUCCAAGGUGCGACCCAAUUUGGACCACCUCUUGGGGGCCAUCACCUCCUUGGAGUUGAGGGGUCAGGCUGCAGGAAGAGACCCGGGCUCCUCUGCCGCAGGGGUGCUUCCCGUGGCUCCUUCCACGGACCGGGAGCCUCUGCUAGGCACGCCGACGGACUCCCGGCUGAGUCGGUUGCUUACACUCCCACUGGAGAGCAACAGGCCCAGAAGGAGCCAGUCCUUUGACAUGGGGGAUGUGGGUGGGGAGGCGGCGGCUGCCCCCAGUACACAGGCACGGCCCUACCCCCGCAAGGUGAGGAGCGUCUGGACCAGGAGCCUCUCUGUGAACGGGAUGCUGCUGCAAUGCGAUGAAGAUGCAGAGGAGGGCAAGGGGAGCCUGGAGGGUUCAGAGUGGGUCCUGGAGAGCACGGUUUGACAGCACAGUGCCCCACCCUAAAGGCCACCUUCCUGACCCCAAGGAGACCAUUUCCCAGAGAGCCAAAUAGAGGGGAGGGCUGCCGAAUCCGCAUCUCAGCCUCGCCACAACACUGUAAAGGGUGAUUCCACCCUGUGCCAUAAUAUACUCCAGAGCAGAGCGGGAAGAGGAGCAGUCAGCCAACACGAACCCGGCCUCCUCCUCCGGUACUGGACGGAAACACCGUGAGAAUCCUCACGAUCUCUCAGUCGCGUGACUGAUGUCACAUCCAUGAUCCAUCCUCAUCGGGGUCAGGAGGCGUCGCCAGAUGAUAACUAGCCAUAAGAUUAUGGGUUGGGGCGGGGGGGAGGAACAUUAACCCACACGUGUAAGACUGCUGCCGACACGGUGGGCAGUGCGGGAUUAACACUCUCCCCCAGCUUUGUGGCCUCCACACGUGAGCGGCAAUGCUGAGUAGGGGACAGGUGCUUCUCGGAAGAGGAGAGUGAAUAAACAGGGUCAAGGCAGGCAUGCCGCUGCACAUCACCACCUCUGCCAUCACAUCCGUCAGGCUGAACAGAUUGCGCCGAUGGAGGGGAAUGCCUGAAUAUUAGACUCUGGACCCCCAGUGUAACUGACAUACUGAUAUGUUUAUUUUAUGUUUUAUUCUUUUCAGGUCAGACAUUUCUGUUACAGCCUGUUAUUUCCCUUGUUGAAGGGGUUUAGAGCAUGUGGCAAAGACAGGCAUCUUCAUCCAUUUUCUUUUACCUUUAGUUGUGUCUCCUGUCACAAUUUCAUGCCAAACAUGUCUUUUUUGUUGUUUUUUUCUGUGAAGCUAUUUUUAUUGCACUACCCAGUUUGCAGAACACUUUCUUUAGUUUGAAUGCAGAAGGGAAUGGAUAGCAGCUAAUACAGUUGGUGUCAGCAUUCUGACAGGCUAUUAGUAACUGAAUACACUGAAUAGAGGGAAGAAUGGGAAUAAUAAAUGUCUUAUUUCAGUGCUGUUCCAGCUGGACUAUGAAGGAUUUUGCAUGGGAUUACAGAUUCAGACGAUGCAACCGGUUCCCAUAUCACACAUCUCUUUUUCAGCACAAUCCAUUUGAGGGUUUGCUUGUGGCAUCUUCAUGGGACUGUGUGAAAUUCUUAGCUGAAUCAUCGGAGCUCUUGUGGCCCCAAUCUGCUCGUCACACUUCCUUCUGUUCAUGCUGCCUCUCUAACUCAUUGCUACUCCCAGCACUGUAUAUUGACUUUGUGUAAAAAUGAAGUGAGACUAAGGCUGAAGUUACUGUACAGUAGCACUAUUAAUAUUUCAGUUUGGCAGACCUGAAGAAGGUGCCCGAUUUGGAUUGUUAUAACACACUUGUGUUCGUUCCUAUCUUGGACAUGUUGAAAAUGUUUCUGUGGUCAAACACUUUUUUUGUUCUUGUUUUGUUUUUGCUACAAAACGAUAAAU
This is a messenger RNA of Paramormyrops kingsleyae, 4809 nucleotides long. Its product is annotated as leucine-rich repeat and fibronectin type-III domain-containing protein 2-like. The record is from RefSeq and is a predicted model, not a curated record. Gene Ontology annotation, molecular function: protein binding. Gene Ontology annotation, cellular component: postsynaptic density membrane; cell surface. Lineage: Eukaryota; Metazoa; Chordata; Actinopteri; Osteoglossiformes; Mormyridae.